Messenger RNA from Gekko japonicus, 2227 nucleotides. Its product is annotated as septin-5-like. The transcript has 16 exons. The record is from RefSeq and is a predicted model, not a curated record. The coding region runs from base 1 to 1989 and encodes 662 amino acids. Gene Ontology annotation, biological process: cytoskeleton-dependent cytokinesis; regulation of exocytosis. Gene Ontology annotation, cellular component: septin ring; septin complex; microtubule cytoskeleton. Lineage: Eukaryota; Metazoa; Chordata; Lepidosauria; Squamata; Gekkonidae. Gene Ontology annotation, molecular function: GTPase activity; molecular adaptor activity; GTP binding.
AUGCAAAGCCAGCGUGCGAUCGAAGAUCGUGCUCGGGAGAGACGAUGCCCCUCGCGGGCCCUAUCCCCGCUCCCCCUCCCCCCGGGUCCCGAUCCUGGCGGCGAUUACCUUCCUGCUCAGCUUGACGAUGCGCUCCAGCCACGUCUCGUCCCGCAUCAGGGCGCGGAGCUGCGCCGUACUGACCGCCCCGAAGCUCAGGGCCAAGGACGGAGCAGACGGGCGGCCGCACCUGGACGGCGAUCUCGCACCUGCACCUGCGUCGCCGCCUUGGGCCACCAGAGGGCGCGGGCGCAGCUCUUAAAGGGGCCGCCACGCUCGGUUGUCUUCCAGUGUGGAGGGGGAGCCGUCGGAGCCUAUAGGCUGGGUGUUUUCCCUGAGCAGUGGAAAGGCUCCAUCGUGUUUGCAAGUGUCCAAUUCCUGUUCAGUGCAGAGCAAAGUGUCUCCGAUGAGAUGUACAGCAACAUUCUCUGGUGCCUUAAAGAUGAAGAGCCUCGGUCGGCUGUCCUAUUCCGGCGGCGCCGGAGGAACCUCGCCGGCGACGCGGCGGAGGAAGCCGCGGCCAGGAGCUCCGCCAAACGCUGGGCGAGGAUAAAGCGUUUUCUGAAGGACGACUCAGAAGAGGCUGAGUUGGUUCACUUCCUCAAGGAUUACCCUUCCAAGGAGUACUUCCGCUUUGUGCCAUCGGAAGGGAUCCAGAAGGCUGAAGGUCUGGGCCAUACGGAGCCCAAGAUGUUUUCCAGCAUGGUCAGGACCAUCCCUGAUGACACCAUGGUUGAAAAAGAGCAGAGGGCCUUCCAUCGCCCGCAGCCCCUCGACUUGCAACAGCAGCACAUGGCUGCCCCGACCCCGGCGAGCCCUUCUCGACCCAGAAGCCCCUGGGGCAGGCUUGACCCCUAUGACUCGGAUGAGGAUGACAAGGAGUACGUGGGGUUUGCGACGCUCCCCAAUCAAGUCCACCGGAAGUCUGUGAAGAAAGGCUUUGAUUUCACACUCAUGGUUGCAGGAGAGGCCGGGCUGGGGAAGUCCACCCUUGUAAACAGUCUUUUUCUCACUGACCUGUACAAGGAUCGCAAACUCCUAAAUGCAGAAGAACGGAUCAUGCAGACGGUAGAAAUCACGAAGCAUGUGGUGGACAUUGAGGAGAAAGGCGUGAAGCUCCGCCUUACCAUCGUGGACACGCCGGGCUUUGGGGACGCCGUCAACAACACAGAGUGCUGGAAACCUGUGGCCGACUACAUAGAUCAGCAAUUUGAACAGUACUUCAGGGACGAAAGUGGCCUGAACCGGAAGAACAUCCAGGACAACCGCAUCCACUGCUGCCUCUACUUCAUUUCACCCUUCGGACACGGGUUGCGGCCCCUGGACAUCGAAUGCAUGAAAGCUCUCCAUCAGCGUGUGAACAUCGUUCCAGUCCUGGCCAAAGCUGACACCCUGACACCCUUUGAGGUGGAUCGGAUGAAAACCAAGAUCCGUGAUGAAAUUGAGCAAUUUGGAAUCCGGAUCUACCAGUUCCCAGAAUGUGAUUCAGAUGAAGAUGAUGAUUUUAAGACGCAGGAUCUGGCCCUUAAGGAGAGCAUCCCUUUUGCUGUGAUUGGAAGCAACACAGUGGUGGAGGCCAAAGGCAGACGGGUUCGCGGGAGGCUUUACCCGUGGGGCAUCGUGGAAGUGGAGAACCCCGCACACUGCGACUUUGUCAAGCUACGCACCAUGCUGGUGAGGACCCACAUGCAGGACCUGAAGGAUGUGACACGGGAAACACAUUACGAAAACUACCGGGCACAGUGCAUCCAGAGCAUGACCCGCAUGGUGGUGAAAGAGCGGAACCGCAAUAAACUCACCAGGGAAAGUGGGACAGAUUUCCCCAUCCCUGCCAUCCCUCCGGUGCUGGACUCAGAGACAGAGAAGCUGAUCCGGGAGAAGGAUGAAGAGCUGCGGCAAAUGCAGGAAAUGUUGCAGAAGAUCCAGCAGCAGAUGACGGACUCCCAUUAGCCCACCCCCAUCUGGCAACAGCCCUCCUUUUCCUGGCUCCCCUCAGAGACCACAAACUGUUUACAUCUCACCCGUCGAUCUGCGCAUGCGCUGCCAUUCGGUCCUAACCGUACACCUUCCACCUUAAGCUAAAUAAGCCUUCGCUGCAAUGAUCGCCUUAUAACCAAACCUCGCUGUGCUUACCCAUCAGUGAAACAAAAAGCUCUCAAAGCCCCCGGGAUUCUGUCUUUGAGCAUCU